Tinamus guttatus (white-throated tinamou) is the source of this 2124-nucleotide messenger RNA. It is a transcript of the gene EXOC3L4, whose product is annotated as exocyst complex component 3 like 4. Gene Ontology annotation, cellular component: exocyst. The record is from RefSeq and is a predicted model, not a curated record. Gene Ontology annotation, molecular function: SNARE binding. Lineage: Eukaryota; Metazoa; Chordata; Aves; Tinamiformes; Tinamidae. Gene Ontology annotation, biological process: exocyst localization; exocytosis.
AUGAGUAGAAAUAUGGAGUUACAUCGAACAAGUGUAACAUCAGAACCAACCUCUCCAACAAACAGUAUUGGGAAAGAGAAGAUGGAUGUUACUUCAGAAUUAAAUAGCCCGACUUCGCCUGGCUUUGACACAGGGAUCUUUGAAAGAGGAAUUAAAUCAAUGUUAAGCAUCCGGAAAUCAAAACAAAACCUGAACAAAGAUAAAGAAAAGGAAUCUACUGGUUCUCUGAGAGGCAUACGACUUUCUUUUAAAUUCUCCAAGAGCUGGGAGCAAGACAAAACUGCGACCUGUGAUGGCAUGGAGCAGAUUGGAGAGGAGAGAGAAUCAAAGACUUUUGAAGGAAAACCUCUUUCGGUAAUGGAGAUAAAUGAACUUAUUCAAAAACGGCAGCUUUUGGAGGCAUUUGCAAGCAUCAAAUAUUUGGAAGAUGAGGUGAUAGCUGAAAGGGAUGCCGAUAAAUACAAGGAUAACCCCCAAGAGUUUGCCAGGAAAUCCAAGGAUGUGGAUUUGCUUUAUAAUUCCAUCACAAGCUCAAUCCAGCGCAUUGUAGCAGAAACACUGGAGCAUCCUGCUGUAGAGGAGACCCUGCUGGCAUCUUUGGUGACUUUAAUUGACAAUGAAGAAGCAGCUCAUCCUGGUACAAGUGACACUGCUGGUCCUGGGUCAGCCUUGCUUGGCACACCCAGAAAGUGGAGGGAGGAGUGGAGGGAAGCUAUCAACGAGAGCGCUAGGAAGAGAGUCUUGAGUGUACACAUGGCAUCAAAGGAAGAAGACAGUUCUUGGCUUGAUCGCCAUUUAGGUGUCCUCGGUGAACAUCUGAGUGAAGAUUUACUGAAAGUCAAGUCUGCAGUAAAAAAGUGUUAUCCAGAGGAUUACAGGGUGUGUGAGAUCUACGUGAAGGCUUUUCAUAAUGCCAUUGCUUCCCACCUGCAAAAUCUCUCCCAGAAAUCCUUGGAACUAAAUGAACUCUACGCCUUGCUCAAAUGGGUUGCUAACACCUACCUGAGUGAACUCCUUCUGGGUCACCCUGCUCUCAAACCAGAAGUUAAACCAGAAAACCUCUCCCUGUUAUUAACACCAGAUGAUUGGGAUAAACUGGAAAACAACUACAUUGAUUCUUUAAAGGAGAAAAUGAAAAGCUAUUUUGAAAACAUCCUGAAACUGGAGAUCACAGAAAAGUGGGAGAAGGAAGUUCAGCCGGAAGUGGAUGAAAACCUAUACAACUCAUCGCUGUCCUUUGAUAUUCAAACGAUCUUCGCAGAGUACGUGAAGGCUUCCCGAGUGAUCAGCAGAGGUCUGGAGAUGAAAACCCUUGAGCUCUGCCUGGCAGAACUGCAUGAAUUCAUACCAAGAUUUGGAGAGGAAUUUUUGAAGUGGAAUACUUCCCGAGACAGCCCGAUAUUUGUGCCCUAUUUUGCUGCCUACAUCAACAGCUUCCAAGACCUGGUGUCAGGCUUACAAAAAGUGUUCGAAGUCAACACUGGCGAACUGCAAGAUGUUAUGGAAUCUUUGACAAAGAACUUCAGAAAUAUAUUUUUUAUUAAAUUAAGAUCAAAAACACAGCCACUCUUUAAGAAAAUCUUCACCAAACAUUGGAUUUUAGCUACUGAGAAGCCAAACUCGCUGGCAUCCGCCGUGUCACAGUUCUCCGAACACUUGCAGCACAUGAAGAACCCCAUUGGGCAGGAACUGCUCUGUGACAUUCAUAAGUACGUGGUGAGGGAAUACAUCACCCAGGUCAUCAAACCGAGACGGAAAAUGAAAGGGGAGAAGCGGCAGCAAGUGAGCGAAAGGAUGAGCCAGGACGCCAAAAUCCUUAAUAAUAUGCUCAUAGAUCAGGGGUCUACUUCAGACUGGCUCCUUCCUGCCAUACCUCACAUUGCUAACAUAGUUGGGGAGAAGAAAAAAGACAAAAUCAAGGAGCACAUUAUGGAACUGUGCCAGGAUUACCCAGAUAUCAGGAAGGAGCACAUCCUGGCAGUUCUCAGACUCCGAGGCCUGGGGCUAGCCAAGAGCAGGGCGAUCAUUCAGAAAAGAUACUGCCCACAGGAGAGCCCUGAUGGUGAGGCCAGCAGCUCGCUCUUUGCGGAAAUAGAUGCUCCGGCAGUCGUCAGCUGCUUCUAA